Molecule: messenger RNA, 2391 nt
Organism: Leguminivora glycinivorella
Lineage: Eukaryota; Metazoa; Arthropoda; Insecta; Lepidoptera; Tortricidae
Exons: 2
Coding region: 633-2138 (501 amino acids)
Source: RefSeq, a predicted model, not a curated record
GAUGACAGAUUUUGAAAAAGUGUUUUAAAACAUUCUUAACUAUUGACUAUAUUCAAAAAAUAUAUUAUUUCUGCAAUAAUCAAAAGAUUUAUUGGAAAAAAUGCCAUUUUAAUGAAACGUUCAUAAAUUUGCGCCAAAACGCGGUCACCGGUGUCAUGGCGUCGCUGUGACGUCACACCUCAGUAAACAGUCAAGCGUAUGUAUUGCAAACGUUAGAGCCGAACAACAAAUCCUUUAAUAAAUAUGAAUGCAAAAGUUUACAAGUGGUGUGCGGUCCCUCAAUGCACAAAUUCGUCACUAAAAACCCCUGACAAAGUGUUUGUGUAUGUUCCAAACGAGAAAACGAUGCGAUUUAAGUGGCUUACUCUUGCGCGGCGGGAUCCGAAAGCCAUUAAUGUUGAUUCUUCCAUUUAUUUUUGUGAAGAUCACUUUGACGUAAGUUGUAACGUUAAUUAAUAUAUUCCUAAAUGGUGUGCCACUUUGUUUUACUACAAACAAACUAAUAACAAGUAACAUUAAUUUUCCGAAGUAAAUCUAACCUCAAAAUGAAUAUACUUGUUAAAUGAUUUCUAGAGGUAUAUUCACCACUGUAUUAAUGUACCCAUUUAUUCAUUUUCUAGUUGCCAAAUGACAUGGAUAAUUAUAUGGAGUAUCACAUCAUGGGUUCUGUGGCAAAAAUUAGGAUGAAGCCAGGGUGUAUACCCACCAGGUUUGACUGCCAACCAGAUAGAAGAAAACGAGCCUCAGCUGAAACCAUCCACCGACCAUAUAUUACAAAAAAACAAAGACAAGAUAUUAUUCAAGAAUCUAUAAAAGAUCUGGAAGAGAAAAGUAUUAUAAACAAACCCUUAGAGCUAGAAGAGACAUCAGUUGGAUGUUCAGCUGUGCGUGGAGAUGAAGUUAUAGAAAAUAUUACACAGGAAAAAGAUAAGACAGCAAAUAAAUCAAUCCAAGUUUACAUGACACACAAAUUCAGAAGCAAAGCCGUUCAAUCUGGAGUUAAAAUUGUAAACCAGAUGACAUCACCAUUGAAACAGGAUCGCCAAUCUGUCUCUACAUCGCCAUUUAAGAUAACUAGAUGCACUUCCAAAAUCAAACCAACCACAUCAAACAUACACAUAAGUUCAAGAAAAAUAUUUGUAGAUGAAGCCCAGUCUGAUAGUGAUAUUUCGUAUACACCAUCGAUAAUGGAUGAAGGUACAUCACAAACUAUAUCUGUUCAAACAAAUUCAACUUCAGAUUGCAGUGAGUUGCUACAAGAUGAUAAACAGAAAGAGGCAGCUCUAAUGCUGCAGUGUACACUACUUAAAAUCAACAGAAAUCCUCGCUGUUAUAUAGGUGUUCCUAAAGACUGUCAUUAUUUAUUAGGUCUAAUCGAAGAAUACACAAAUAUUCCUCCAGUUCAUUUUCUCAUGUGUUUAAAAAAGAUUAGAUUAAAUAACUCAUUCAGAGAGCUCGCUGAUGAUUUUUCCAUGACACCAAGUUAUGCUAGUAAGAUAUUUCUUAAAAAUGUUCCUUUGUUGGCUAGUGUCAUGCGUGCUUUUAUUGUAAAAUUAGAUAAAUAUAAUAUAAAAAAUAAUUUACCAAUGGCGUUCAGACAUAAAUAUUAUCAUGUAAGUUGCAUCAUUGACUGCUUAGAAAUAGAAAUACAGAAGCCCUCGAAAGCUGUAAAUCAAUCUCUCUCCUGGUCUGAAUACAAAAAGGCUAAUACUAUCAAGUAUCUUAUCUCCUGCACUCCAAAUGGUCUAGUAAAUUUUAUAUCACCUGGGUAUGGAGGAAGAGUAACAGACACAUGUUUGGUAGAAUCAUGUGAUUUUAUUAAAUGUUUGCAACCAAGCAUGUGUGUGAUGGCUGAUAGAGGUUUUAAGCAUGUAGAAUCAUAUUUACUCAAACAAGGAGUAAAAUUAGUGCGACCUCCAAGUGUUGUAAAAGGUUCUAAGCUUUCAAAGACCGAGGUGAGGGAAACUAAACAAAUUGCUAGCCUAAGAAUACACAUAGAGAGAGUGAUUCGCCGCUUGAGAGAAUUUAGUUUACUGAAACCACACGCAUGUGUGAAUCACAAUUUAGUUAGAGUACUUGAUGAUAGUAUAACCAUUGCAUGUGGUUUAAUAAAUUUACAGGAUUCUUUAAUUAAAUAGGUAGCCUAUGAUAGCUGUAAUUGAACUGUAUAGGUGAAAAACUUAAGAAAGUCACCUGUUGUAUGUGUGAGUGACGUGUUGGAAUAGAUAACACAUAUUUAUAAUUAGUAACACAAACAAAACAAACGCCUAUUCGACCAAAUCACUCACACAUACAACAGGUGACUUUCUUAAGUUUUUCACCUAUAAUAUCUUGUACCUACCUUUAUGCAAUAACCUGAUUUAAUUAGGAAAAAAUAAAAGUAAAAAUUCA